Messenger RNA from Aegilops tauschii subsp. strangulata, 1330 nucleotides. Its product is annotated as germin-like protein 9-3. Gene Ontology annotation, molecular function: manganese ion binding. Lineage: Eukaryota; Viridiplantae; Streptophyta; Magnoliopsida; Poales; Poaceae. The record is from RefSeq and is a predicted model, not a curated record.
AUUCGGAUUGGUUCAAUUGGUGACUCGCUGCUAGUUUGGUUUGUUCAUACAUUACAUAUUCUAGACUUAAAGAAAAACAUUUUUAAGUUAUUGUAAAUUGCUAGUGCAUACAUAGGUUAGACUUUUGUGUUUGGACUUUGGACAAAUUACAUGCAUAUAUUUGUUGUUACAUUUUUAAAUUUCUCAGAUUAAUGAAGUUGGGAAUGUGGCACACUCACACACCCAAGUUUUUUUUUUUUGAGGGACACACACCAAAGUUUUCAUUAUAAUGGAGACAAAAAUAAAUUCCGCGAUGCAUACUGUAGCUAGGUAUAUCCAUAUGCUUGGAGACACCAAGAAUUGCAUAACAUCGGCCAGUUAAUUCUUCCUCAGAUGUGUGUCAAACUGUCAAUUAGCGCUAGCUGGACACAGCUUGUUGUUCCACAAUGUGCAUCCAUCGUCCUUGGUUUCUCAAACCCUCCAUCACAUCACUAGCCCACCUCUUCUGUAUAAAUUAACACAGCAAGCCGUUCAACAUCUUCACCGCAUCUCACAACCACAGCCUUAAUCAAUCUGUUAGCAAAGCUAAACGGUUAGCUUAGCUUGCAGCUACAUUCAUUUCCAAUGGCGUCCAUCAACUGCUACUACUCCUUGGUGUUGGUGGUGGUUGCACUGGCCUCGGCGCCGUCGGCCGCCGUGGCCGGCGACCCUGACAUCCUCAGCGACUUCAUCGUGCCGACUUCCAUGAUCGGCAUGCCACCGAUGAACAUCACCGGCCACUUCUUCACCUACACCGGCUUCCGCAACAUUACCAUGCCGAUGCCGAUGCCAGGGGCGCAGAACUUCACUGUGACCAAGGCCACCAUGAUGGAAUUCCCUGCACUCAAUGGGCAAAGCGUGGCCUACGCCAUGCUCAAGUUCCCCUCCGAAUCCGUGAACCCACCACACACCCACCCCCGCGCCGCCGAGCUGCUGCUCGUCCUUGACGGCGCGCUCUCCGUCGGCUUCGUCGACACGGCCGGCAAGCUGUACACGCAGGACCUGGCCGCCGGCGACAUGUUCGUGUUCCCCAAGGGCCUGGUGCACUACCAGUCCAACCCAGGCCAAAGCCCCGCCGUUGCGCUCUCCGCAUUUGGCAGCUCCGCGCCCGGCACCGUGUCCGUGCCCGUCACCGUGUUCGGCACCGGCGUCGACGAGGCCGUGCUGGCCAAGUCGUUCAAGACCGACCUUCCCACCGUGCAGAAGCUCAAGGCAGCGCUCACUCCACCUCCCAAGAAGUGAUUCAUGUGAGAUAUAUGCUCCUGUGUUGCUCCUCUUUUUCAUGAGUGUAUCAACGCUGCCAUUAACUAAU